This is a messenger RNA of Lactuca virosa, 495 nucleotides long. Lineage: Eukaryota; Viridiplantae; Streptophyta; Magnoliopsida; Asterales; Asteraceae. The record is from the annotation of a GenBank genome assembly.
AUGAUGCAAGCGUAUGUAACUUCAUGCCGUACAAAACACUGGAGGAAACAGAGUAAAGUUGGUGUUUGUGGAAAUGCCCAAAAAGAAGCCGUUACUUUAUUGGGAGCAUUGACUUGGAUUUUCAUUAGCCAAGAAACCAAAAGUGUACGCCUACAGUUUCUGAGAUGCAAAGAGUCAUGGUUAUGUGGAAUUCUUGAUGACUUAGAUAAGAGAAAUGCCUAUGAAUACCUAAAAGGGAUGGUAAACUUUCACAGAAUGCAUCUGUUUGAUAUUGUCAACCAAUAUUGUGCCAUAUUUGUUGAUGACACAUCAGAAAGAUUUAAAACCCAAAAUAUAUUCGCGAAUGUGUUUGGAAACUCAAGAUUUGUGAUUUUGGCCUUGCAAGAGUUGCUUUCAAAAUUGUUGGUGUGUAAGCAAGCACGGGCAUCAACAUCGUUUUUUUUUUUUUUUGUUGAUGCCUUUGUUUCUACUACGUGUCCUUCACCGCCGGUGUAA